GUUUUUCUACAGCACAGCAACAUUUACUCAAGACUGCUGAGGCAGCAGACUUUCAGGCUUUGUUGCUUUGCUUCAUGCCAAGUGGUUGACAGUGAGUACUGCUAAGCUGGCUAAAGACAUUGUUAGACAAAGAAAAUGGUUGAAUUUAUGUUAUAAACUUAAUGAGAACCUUCAUAGGUAAGCUUAACAAAGUUACAUUGACGUAUUACUGUUUUUUCAGUGGGCACCUUCGAUGUUGGGCCAAUUUACUUACCAUUUUUCAAAUAAUCUCCCAACAGAACAAUAAAAUAACGUUUUUUUUUACAGAAUACAAUAUUAUUGCGAGCAUUUUAGCAAUGCCCAUGUAUUGUUCUGUCAGCAGAUUAUUAUGCUUAUUUCAAGUUAAAUUGUUUUUAUCCAAAAAACAAUAAUAUUAUCCAUCCAUUUUCUACCGCUUGUCCCUUUCGGGGUCUUCCUUGUUUAUUUCAGAUAUUUUUGUUUUCCAUACAUUCAUUUAUUUAUGUUGGACAGCCACCAAUAGACUUGCCGCUAUUUGUUAAACCCCUUGCUCAUAACCACAUUAUAACUGUCUGUGAAUGGAGCUUGCGUGGCUGAUCUGGCUGGCCCUUUACGUGCACCUCCAAAAAAUUAUAGCUUCGCAUCACCGGUGACCGGUCGUUUUUUUUCGUACAUAAUUUCAGGGUUUUCAUGUUCGACCUCGACUCGUUUAGGGGUCGCACAGCCCCGAAAGGGAUAAGCGGUAGAAAAUGGAUGGAUGGAUGGAGUUCCAGAUCUAACAGCAAUUUUGAUGUCGCUUCAGUCGCCAUUGUUUACUACAACUACUACACACAGGAAGCUAAUAGCUAGCAAACAAGAGUUAUUGCUCACUCAGGAAAACACUGCCGUCAAGGCGCCGUCAGGGGGAUGCAAGUUACGUGAUGCAUGAGCGUAUUUCAGCCUUUACUCUGUGCAGUAGAUGGUAUCGUAACUCUGCUUCUCAACAUGCGCCUAGUUUGCCAGAGAAUAAGAAGACAUAGCAGGAGGGAUCAGUGUUGCUAACUUAGCACUAUAUUUGGCAAGCAUUCAGCACUCAUAAAAGUUCAUUUGCUUUUCAUGUUUUUAGUUGUUAUUGUCUUUUGUCAAAAGGAAACAAAAUGAAAACAUCUGGUGUCACAGUUUUAUUCAGGGAUUUAUUUAUGCUCCAACAUUUUUUAGUUAUUUUCAAGACAUCUGAAGAGGCCUUGUUCUCACUGCCCUGAUUUAUUCAAAGCCGAUUUAACAUUGGACACUUUGGUGCAGCCGUGCUCUUGUGUCGGAGCAGAUAAGAGGCCUUUUGAACCGCGGAGCAUCAAUGACAAAGCGCAACUGAUCUUUUAUUUGCCCCGUUUUACAUUGAAAGCAAGCGGGUCCUCUGUGGGGAUCAGUGGAUCCAGUCCUGGCCGAUAUCUGUGAUCUUGUUCUUCCACUGUCUGAUGUGUCACGCCGUUGUUUGCAUCCUAACCUGUCGCCUGCUCCCUCCCACUGCCACCUAUUUGCAUGACCAGGCCAGCUGCCAAUCCCCCCAACCCCCCACUCCCUUUUCUUUUCUUCAGACUGAAUUCUAAUCACUACUUUCAAAGGAGAUAUCCAAAGUACCUUUUAUCAAGUCUGCAGACAGGAGGAGGAAGCACCCACUCCCUCGCCUCUUCUUGGCACUCUGCUUCUGGAGUACCUCCAAGCGGGAACCUUCUUCUACAACUCUGGAGGAAAAGAACAAAUAGACGGGAUGCCAUGAGGUUGAUUUUGGUUAAACCCACCAAUGCCACCCGCCGCCUGGACAGCACAGGUCAGUUGUUCCGUGAUGGCGACCGUGAGCGUUGCUCUUCAAGAGGUCCGUCGCCCCCGACCAAAAGUCCAGAGAGGGUGCAUGAAAGAUACUCGGGAAGCCUCAUGGAAGCGACGUCGCCAACGCAGGAGACAAGUCUGUGCUGUGCUCCUUCAGCACCCCAUGAAACAUCCAAUGGCGUCAUUCCGUCCCCAAAGGUUUGUGGUGAGAUGAUGUCCCAGCUGCAGACUGACAACAUGACCAUAUCACAGCUGAGUAAUCAAGACUGGCUGCUGCUUUGUGGCCAGGUUAGCAACGAAGGGGGUGAUUCGUCAAGCGGUGUCACGGGACAUCCAAACCUCAAUGACACAUGUGCGUGUUCCUGUCCCGAUCAAUCGGGAGCGUCAAUCUUUCAACCACAGUCAAAUCACACUUCAGGCCAUGGUUGUCUCUCGCACAAAACGAGCAUUUCCUCUGCACCCAAGUCGCAGUUCUUCUCCGCAAGCAGCCAAGUUUUCCCGCAUGAUACAAAUCAAAGCUUGAACGUUGCGCAAAACCAUUCACACGGGAGCUUUUUUGCACAACAAGCUUGCAAUCAUCUCAAAGACACCAAUUCCAACUUGUUCAACAUCCCGCUGUACACCAGUGAUUAUCCUGAGACGCUCCCCCAACACUCGCAGACCGCCGUCAUUGGGCAGCCCACCUGGAGAGAAGCCGCCAAGCAUCGGGAAAAGCAACACACACGCAGUUCUGUCAGUGGCGAUGAGACCUGGAGGUCGCAUGGAGAUUCGUCCUCCAUUUUCAAGUGUCGCCAUCUCUCAUCCAUCUAUCCUACCAGGACGGUACGCGUCAAUAGGUCGUCUACGCCAGCUGCUAACAACACUGUCCAGUCGUCCUCUACCGGUCACUAUACCUCACUGGACCACCACGACUUAGCGGAGGAGGCAACAAGACCACGACAAAGUCAGACAAACACUCAUCAGCAUCUCAUUGGAUCCAAACACUGCUCUCCUAAAAUCACCACGCCCUCCGAGGUCAGAGGAAGUGGCGUCCUAGGCAACGGGGACGCGGCGAGAUCGGUGGCCAGCCAUGACACUUUAAGAUCCAGUUACGCAGAACUCCAGCCGGGCCAGCAGCUUCAUCACAGUGCCCUCCUGGAGGACGCCUUCUCCAAAGUCAUCAGGGAGGACUCAAGCAAGGCCAACAGUGACAACAUCCCGAGGGAGGAAGGUAACGUACCACAGAAGAAGGACAUCAGCUUCAGACUGGGUCAGCGCAGAGCUCUUUUUGGCAAGCGAAAACAGCUGAGUGACUACGCUUUAGUCUGCGGGAUGUUCGGCAUCGUCGUCAUGGUGAUUGAGACUGAGCUGUCCAGAGGAUUCUACAGCAAGGACUCCACGUACUCUUAUGUGCUGAAAGGCCUUAUUAGUGUUUCUACUGCUAUCCUACUGGGUCUCAUUGUAAUGUACCAUGCCAGGGAAAUACAACUGUUCAUGGUGGACAACGGUGCAGACGACUGGAGGAUCGCUGUCACAUUUGAGCGGGUUCUCUUGGUGAUGUUGGAGCUCCUUGUCUGCGCCAUCCAUCCCAUCCCGGGACAGUAUGUAUUCAGCUGGACUGCUCGCCUGGCCUUCAGCUACGCCACAUCUGUAGCGGACGCCGACGUGGACAUCAUCCUGUCCAUCCCCAUGUUCCUGCGCCUCUACCUGAUCGGCCGGGUCAUGCUGCUCCACAGCAAGCUCUUCACCGACGCUUCGUCCCGCAGCAUCGGUGCGCUCAACAAGAUUAGUUUUGACACCCGUUUUGUCAUGAAGACCCUGAUGACCAUCUGCCCUGGCACUGUCCUGCUGGUGUUCAGUGUGUCCUGUUGGAUCAUCGCAGCAUGGACUGUGCGCAUAUGUGAGAGGUAUCACGAUGCACAGGAGGUGACCAGCACCUUUCUGGGAGCCAUGUGGCUGAUCUCCAUCACCUUCCUGUCCAUCGGCUAUGGCGACAUGGUGCCUCACACUUACUGUGGAAAGGGAGUUUGCUUGUUAACAGGAAUCAUGGGAGCAGGCUGUACAGCGUUGGUGGUCGCCGUGGUUGCAAGGAAGUCCGAACUCACCCGAGCUGAGAAGCACGUCCAUAACUUCAUGAUGGAUACUCAGCUCUAUAAAAAGAUAAAAAACACAGCAGCUAAUGUGUUGAGGGAAACGUGGCUGAUCUACAAGCACACCAAGCUGGUGAAGAAAGUGGAUCGUGCACGAGUGCGCCACCAUCAGCGGAAAUUCCUGCAAGCCAUCCACCAACUGCGCAAAGUUAAAAUGGAGCAAAGGAAGCUAACUGACCAAGCCAACACCAUUGCGGAUCUUGCAAAGACUCAGAACAUGAUGUACGAUCUGGUGUCGGACCUGCAGCAUCGCAGCGAGGAGCUGGACCGGAGGAUUGUGGCCCUGGAGCACAAACUGGACUUCAUGCUCGCCAACAUGCACUCGCUGCCUGAUGUGCUCUCUCAAGCAAUAACUAAGAUUCAAAAAGACUUCCUGGAUGACUUGGCCUGUCGCGUUCACUUCCUGUCGUCCUCCCUGAGCUCAGAGUGCUGCUCUGUUCCCGCCGGGCCGCUCGGUCCUGCGGGCCCCGUCUGAUCGCAGAUGCCAUACAGCUGAUCAGCUUCAAACUUUUCACCUAAAACUUGUCGUUUUGGCAACUUUUAUGCAAUUUGUACAUUUUGUGUACAGAGCAGCUCCAAAUACUAGGACUGCGGGAAGGGCAGCUCAUUAUUUUUUCAUUUAUUACUCACAAAUUUAAGUACUUUUACAUUAUGAGGAUUUUCUUUAGAUUUUCUUUAUUCUCCCUGUCUUUAUUGUGUAUUAUUUUGUGUGAAUUAAGCAUAGACUGUAUUAAAAUGUGUUCAAACUAAGAAGGGUUUUGGAAACAUCGUGGUUAACUAUUUUGAUUAUAAUAUCACCUAAAUAGACUAUAAUCAGCCUCAAAACAAGUUAGCAGGUAAAUUAUUUUUCCACAAUUAUUUAAAAAAAAUAUUUUGUGCUUUUUGAGUCCUCUGAUUCAACUAUGAUGUCUUAUAUGACUUAAGCACAUAAAAGGAUUUUAACUUGUGUUUACUUUGACUGUGAAUUGAUUUCAUGCUCAUAUGGAUUACAUCCAAUUUAAGCAAGUGCUUAGUGAAAAUAUGAUUGUGGUUACAAAUUGAUUGACUCUCUUCAAAUAUUUGAUCAUUUAUGGGCUGUGUUGCUAUUGGCUUAACAUUUUAAAAGUUGCAUUUUUCAAAUAACAUAUUUCUAAAAAUAACAACAGUAAAAAUUGGAAUGUAAGGAGCAAAAGAUGACAUUUUCUAACUAAUAAUAA
Messenger RNA from Entelurus aequoreus (snake pipefish), 5128 nucleotides. RefSeq names its product small conductance calcium-activated potassium channel protein 3-like. Lineage: Eukaryota; Metazoa; Chordata; Actinopteri; Syngnathiformes; Syngnathidae. Gene Ontology annotation, molecular function: calmodulin binding; small conductance calcium-activated potassium channel activity. Gene Ontology annotation, biological process: potassium ion transmembrane transport. The transcript is spliced from 10 exons. Bases 1516 to 4407 code for a protein of 963 amino acids. Gene Ontology annotation, cellular component: neuronal cell body; neuron projection; plasma membrane. The record is from RefSeq and is a predicted model, not a curated record.